Kazachstania africana CBS 2517 is the source of this 591-nucleotide messenger RNA. RefSeq names its product polyamine acetyltransferase (gene PAA1). The coding region runs from base 1 to 591 and encodes 196 amino acids. Gene Ontology annotation, cellular component: cytoplasm. The record is from RefSeq and is a predicted model, not a curated record. Gene Ontology annotation, molecular function: aralkylamine N-acetyltransferase activity. Lineage: Eukaryota; Fungi; Ascomycota; Saccharomycetes; Saccharomycetales; Saccharomycetaceae. The transcript has a single exon.
AUGUCUACUUCUGCUGCUACUUCUGCUACAUUACCUCUUCAUAUGUAUGUCAGACCAUUGAUCAUCGAAGAUGCUCAACAAGUCACAGAUUUAGAAGCUGAAUGUUUCCCUCCAAAUGAAAGAGCCUCUGAAGAAACCAUCAGAUUUAGAUUGACUACAUGCCCUGAGUUAUGUUCAGGUUUAUUCAUCAGAGAAUUUGAUCAGAAAACAAAAGAAAUACUUAGUGAAAAAUUAAUCGGCCAUAUUCUAUCAACGAAGAUUCCAUCAAAAUUUAUCACUUUAGAGAGUUUAAAAUUAAUUCAUGAUGAAUCAAGUGAUGUCAUUGGUCUUCACUCAUUGGUCAUCCAUCCAGAUUUCCAAAAACAAAACUUGGCAACACUACUACUCACCGACUACAUCCAAAAAUUGAGCAACCAAGAAAUUGGUAAUAAAAUUGUCAUUAUUGCCCAUGAACCACUGGUACCAUUUUAUGAAAGGUUGGGAUUCAAAGUUCAAGGUGAUAAUAAAGAUGUCUUGAGUGAUCCUGAUUUUGCAAAGAGCAAAUGGAUCGAUAUGGAAAGAGAAUUAAUCAAAGAAGAAUACGAAAAUUAA